AUAAUCCGCAUCAUAAAAUGGUUAAAAAAGUAAUAGAUUCUAGAAUUCCUACUAUAAUAAAAAAUGGCGUGCAAAACAAACAUCGAUCGUUCUUCGUAAUUGUCGGCGAUAAGGGCAAGGAUCAGGUAGUUAAUUUGCAUUGGAUACUUUCGCAAGCCCAAGUGACUGCACGUCCUUCG
Acaulospora morrowiae is the source of this 179-nucleotide messenger RNA. The record is from the annotation of a GenBank genome assembly. Lineage: Eukaryota; Fungi; Glomeromycota; Glomeromycetes; Diversisporales; Acaulosporaceae.